AUGUUCAACUUCAAGGGAAAGAUCGAACAUGCUCAGGACGAGUUCGUGACGGACGCCAGCAUCAGCCGGGCCCGCGACUUUGUUGUCUCAGGGGCACCCAAGCUGCCUUCCGCCGCGGGCGUCUACCUCCUCGAAAAGGUCCCAAUCGUCCAGUGGCUGCCGAAAUACCAGCCCAAAUGGCUCAUCACGGACUUCAUCGCCGGUCUGACCGUCGGUGUGAUGCUCAUUCCGCAGUCUCUGGCCUACGCCAAGAUUGCAACUAUUCCCAUCGCCAACGGUCUGUACUCAAGUUGGCUCCCAGCUGCCUUUGCGGUGAUUAUGGGAACCUCAAAAGAUCUCUCAACCGGUCCAACCUCCAUUUUGGGUCUCCUGACUGCGGAAAUCGUACACGACCUCAGCGAAGAAGGCUUUGAUAUCACCAAGAUUGCCACAUCCGUCUCCCUCUUUGUCGGAGUCUACUCCCUCAUCAUUGGUCUCUUCGGCCUCGGUUUCCUCCUCGACUACGUCUCAUUCCCGGUUCUCACAGGCUUCAUCUCAGCCGCAGCUCUUGUCAUUGCCUUUGGCCAGGUAGGCUCUCUCGUUGGACUGUCCAACGUGCCGUCAGGAGUUUUCAACGUCAUUGGCGACGUUUUGAAGCGUCUUCCUGACUGGGAUGGACCGACCUGCGGCGUUGGUCUCGGAACUCUCAUCAUCCUCAUAGGUCUAGAGAAGGUCGGCAAGAAAUGGGGCAAGAGGCACUUCGCCAUCAAGCUCCUCGCCAACUCCCGUGCCGUCAUCGUGCUCGUCAUCUUCACGCUCAUCAGCUACCUCGUCAACCGCGGCCGCGACAAGGCUGACUACGCCUGGAAGGUCAGCCAGGUUAGCACCCACGGCAUCGCAAGACCCCAUGUCCCUGAGUCAAGUCUUGUUGCGAAGGUGGCGACGAGAGCCGUGGCGCCCCUUGUGGCCAGCACUCUCGAGCACUUGGCCGUCGGCAAGGCUUUUGGCAGGAAGAACAACUACCAGAUCGACCAGAGCCAGGAGUUGAACUAUCUUGGUGUCGUCAACAUCGCCAACAGCUUCUUCAGCACGAUGCCCGUCGGUGGCGCCAUGUCCCGUACCGCCGUCGCAUCUGAGUGUGGUGUCAAGAGUCCCCUCAACGGACUGUUCACGGCUGGCUUCAUCCUUCUGACUCUUUAUGUCCUCUCCCCGGCUCUGUACUGGCUUCCUUCCACGACCCUGUCUGCCAUUAUUAUCAUGGCUGUUGUCCAUCUUUUCGGCCCCCUGUCACUCUUCUACCGCUUCUGGCGCAUUUCCUUUGCCGAUUUCGUCGCCUCCAUGAUUUCCUUCUGGGUCACCAUCUUCGUCAGUGCCGAGAUCGGCAUCGGUGUCGCCGUCGCCUGGUCUGUUGCGUGGACAAUGCUGCGUUCAACAUUCGUCAAGCCCGUCAUCCACUCCAGCUCCAACGAAAUCACCACUUCCAUCCCGCAGCCCAUCACCCGCAUCACUGCCAGCGGUCCCCGUCGCGGCAGCGCUCCCGCCACGGGCACCCAGACCGAGAACACGGGCAUCUCAAUCCCCGGCGACACCAUCGUCGUGGACUUCAACGACGCCGUAUUCUUCCCUAACGCCGAGCGCGCCAAGAACACGACUCUGACUGCGAUCAAGCUGGUGUACCCCCGCGUCGAAAGCAGUCUCAGCCAAGACGACCGUGACAGGCAUUGGAGCGUGGCGGCGGAGAAGCGGCUCGAGAGACUGCGCGCGCAGAAGCAGGUCCGCCUCAAAGAGACACCGCUUGCCGUUGUUGUAUGGGACUUUACGAUGGUGCCCUUCAUCGACACCUCUGGUAUUCUGACGCUGAAGGAAUUGAAGGACGAGAUUCGCGUGCACUCCGGCAAGAGUGUGCAGAUUCGUAUGGUGGGCAUGUCGGACAAGGUUCGGAACCGGUUCUGGAGAGCGAAGUGGAACUUGGUUGAUUUGGAGGAGUGGCGAGAGGAGGACGCCGACCUGGUGUACCCGUCCAUGGAGUCGGCGAUCUGGGAUCGUGACAGCGAGUCGGGUGCUGAUGCCUCAAGCGAGAAGAAGGGAUAA
Messenger RNA from Colletotrichum chrysophilum, 2070 nucleotides. RefSeq lists its product as uncharacterized. Gene Ontology annotation, biological process: transmembrane transport. The coding region runs from base 1 to 2070 and encodes 689 amino acids. Gene Ontology annotation, cellular component: membrane. Lineage: Eukaryota; Fungi; Ascomycota; Sordariomycetes; Glomerellales; Glomerellaceae. The transcript has 3 exons. The record is from RefSeq and is a predicted model, not a curated record. Gene Ontology annotation, molecular function: sulfate transmembrane transporter activity.